UUGUACGUGUUGUAAAAGGCACAUAGAGAGGCAGCUGGUAUCCAAUGUUGCUGCUUGAGAGUAUACUCUCUCUCUCUCUCUCUAGCAGUUGGCCAUUAAACUCACAGCACAGGAAAACAUGUCUACCGAAGUCUCUCCGCCGCUGUAACUUUCAGGCCACUUUUCGACCACUUCAGAUCUCCACUUCUGGAGCUAAUCACAUUAUAUAACCACUACUAAGGUGGUUCUCUUUUUUGGUUUAAACAGUGUGUUUUGCUCGGACGACUCAAUUGGGUAGGCUCAAGUUGUUUUAUCGAACACUGGAAAUUAGUUUGUUGGCUAGACGUAUUCUAUUCGUUUUUUGUCAUUCAUUUCACUUGUGAAAAAAAAAGCCAAGACCAACACCGCAGUCUCACUCUUUAAUACCCUUUUCUUUCUCAUUCCAAAUUGAAAUCCAGUCAAUGUGAUGUCAGAGAGUUGCAAUUCUCGCCACUUUUCAUGGCUAAUGAAAUCCUGCUUUCCCAACCCAAACGACAACUCCACCACUGUUGUUUCUGCCGUGGCCCCCAAAUCCUCAUCGUCGUUUAGCAACAAUUGUCUCUCUUCCACUAUCUCCUCCCUCCCAGAUGACAUCCUCCUCGAUUGCCUCUCUCGGGUCCCACCCUCUUCCAUUCCUAAUCUCUCCCUUGUUUGUCGUCGCUGGACUCGCCUCCUCCUCUCUCCUAUCUUCUCCGAUCUCCGUCGCCACCAUGGCCUUCUCCGCCACACCCUCGUCGCCCUUUCUACCACCGACGCUGCCCUCUUUGCUGCGACAUGGCGUUUUGAGCAUGACCAAAACAAUGACAACGAUAGUGAAAGCCCUUGGAAAGUCUCAGCUUUUCUCUCUGACGAUGUAGUUUCAAUUGUAGGUAACCAAGGAUUCCCCUCCCAUGCGCGCCUUUCUGCUGUUGGACCGAGAAUCUUCAUCGUCGGUCGAAAUGCGACCCUUCGUUAUGACACGUGGACUGGUACAAUCAGUGCUAGGUCUCCGAUGAUGAUCUCCCGAAAAAAAUUUGCUGUUGCGACUGUUUCUGGCAAGAUAUACGUCGCUGGUGGUGGUUCGAGAACAACAGCUGUGGAAGAGUAUGAUCCCGAGGAAGACAAGUGGUGUGUGGUUGCUACUGCACCCCGGAGUCGUUAUGGAUGCAUUGGGGCAUCGGUAGAUGGAGUGUUCUAUGUGAUUGGGGGUUUGAAAUUGGGCGUGUCGGGAAACGAUCAUUUACGCCCCACUUCUGGAGAAGCUCACGUCUAUGCGAGCUCCAUGGACUUAUAUGAUGUGGAGGCGCGUGCAUGGCUCAGAAGCCGAGCCGUUCCUGGGGGCGGUUGCGUAGUUGCUGCUUGUGCUGCAGCCGGACAUAUCUACGUUCUCGCCAGCCACGCCGUGGAGCUCUCAUUUUGGAGAUUCAACGCACGCCGAAAAGUUGUUGGUGGCUCCGGCAGUGCUUUUGGUGAGUGGUGUAGGAUAAAGAGUCCACCAUUGCCGGCGCAGAUUAGAGUGGACAGCACAGUGAGGUUUGGUUGUGUUGGAGUUGGAGACCAGGUGGUGUUGGUUCAGGUGUCUGGCUGCAUCGACGACUUGUUGAGGAGGAGUGGACGAGGCGGUCGUGGGUUGAAGGAAGGGUUGGUGUUGGUGUAUGAUACGGUAGCUGGAGAAUGGAGACGGGUUGCGGAUCUGCCGGAGAUUAUUCAACGCGCUUCUUGUGUUUGUGUGGAGUGUUAACAUGCAGAUGAGGUGGAUAGAGCAGACAAUGAUGCCUAUUUGAGCUUGUGAUUUUUGGAAAAGCAAAGAUGAUACACCGUGGUAUGAAAAGGUUAUUUACACAAGAUAUGUUAUUAUUUGCCCAAUUUUUGGGCUCAUCUGUUAUUAUACUUUUAAUUUGUCCACCAACAAUUUCAAUUAUAUAUAUAAAAAAAAUGUUGUCUUCUUAGUUCAACUUAUCAAAAUUUGUAAGAUAAUCUACUUAAGUAUAAACUUAAAUAUUAUUUCUAUUGAA
Molecule: messenger RNA, 2012 nt
Organism: Humulus lupulus (European hop)
Lineage: Eukaryota; Viridiplantae; Streptophyta; Magnoliopsida; Rosales; Cannabaceae
Product: F-box/kelch-repeat protein At5g26960
Exons: 2
Coding region: 446-1738 (430 amino acids)
Molecular function (GO): protein binding
Source: RefSeq, a predicted model, not a curated record